CAGCUGAUCCUUCAGUGUUUCUGCUCCGUAUCCGUGUGAAAACACAGCGAGUGUGUGAAUGAAUCAGCUGUAUGUUUACAAGACACAGCUCUGACCUCCGUGUCACGGAUGGGAAAUAAUAACAGAAGGAUGGAAAUUAGUCGAUGUCGCGUUGAACGCGCGCGCUCCGGAGAAGCAUGUACGCUCCGGCAGCCGAGACGGGAGUGACCGUGGUGGAGAAGGACGCGGCUCUGACCAGUGCGUACUCCCCUGUGGACUACAUGAGCAUCACCAGCUUCCCCAGACUCCCGGAAGAUGAUGCCUCCGCCGACAGCGCCUUCAAAUCACGCAAAGAUGACGAGAACUUCCUCAGUGAGCAGGACACAGAGCCGGAUCUGUUCCUGAACUCGGCCCGGCUGCAGCGGCUGCCCUCCUCCGCCUCGGACCUGGCCCGGCACGACAUCUCUCCCCUGAGAGAGACCACCAGAGACCCGCUGGCGCAGGAGUGCGCGUGCACACGGGACGGCCUGACCGUCAUCAUCACUGCCUGCCUGACCUUCGCCACCGGGGUCACCGUGGCCCUCAUCAUGCAAAUCUACUUUGGAGACCCUCAGGUGUACAGUCAGGCCGCAGUGGUGUCGGACGUGGCCCGCUGCACGUCUCUGGGCUUGGACGUCCUGGGCAAACACGGGUCCAGCGUGGACGCCGCCAUCGCCGCUUCCCUCUGCCUGGGCAUCAUCCACCCCCACGCCUCGGGCAUCGGCGGGGGUGGCGUGAUGCUCAUCCAUGACAUCCGGAAUAACGAGAGCCGGGUCAUUGACUUCCGUGAGAUGGCACCCUCCGGGAUUCACGAGGACAUGAUGAUAAAUGUUAAUCAAAGGUCGGGUCUGUCCGUGGCCGUCCCAGGCAUGAUCAGUGGACUGCACCAGGCUCAUCAGCUGUAUGGAAGACUGUCGUGGAAAGACGUCAUCACUUCGGCUGCAGACGUGGCGAGGGACGGAUUCAACGUUACGCAUGAGCUGGCUGAUGCGUUGUCUAAAGUGAAGGAGGAGAAUGUGUCGGACGCUUUCAGAGAUCUGUUCCUGCCUAGCGGUCAGGCUCCACUCGCGGGAGUCCUCGCUAAACGUCUGGAUCUAGCGGCCAUUUUGGACAAGAUUGCAGCCAAUGGAAUCUCAGAGUUCUACAGUGGGAAUCUGACUCAGGAAAUGACAUCAGUGGUUCAAGCUAAAGGAGGCGUGCUGACAGAGGAUGAUUUCAAAAACUACUCCACUAUCAUACAGAAGCCGCUGCAAACUCUUUACCAGGGCCAGCGGGUGUUCGCUCCUCCUCCGCCGCACGCCGGAGCCGCCCUCCUCUCCGCGCUCAACAUCCUGGAGGGGUUCAACAUCACACGCCAGGUGUCCCGGGGACAGAUCUACCACUGGGUGGCUGAGUCGCUGAAGAUCGCUCUGUCCCAGGCCAGUGGACUGGGAGACCCCAUGUUUGACGACUCGGUCUCUGAGCUGGUGGCGCAGAUGCUCAGUAAAACCCAGGCUGCUGUUUUCCGGGAAAUGAUCAACGACUCGCAGGCGUCGGCCGCCGAGCACUACGUCCCGUCGUAUGAGCUGCAGGAGGGCGCUGUGGCCAGCCAGCUCAUGAUCAUGGGCACCGAUGACCUGAUCGUGUCUGUUAUGAGCUCACUAAACCGGCCGUUUGGGAGUCGCAUCGUGACGCCCUCUGGGAUCCUCCUCAACAGUCAGAUUCUGGACUUCUCCUGGCCCAAUAAAACCCACGGCUCUGCGGCGUUCAAUCAGCGUAACGCCGUUGAGCCGGGCAAGCGUCCCUCCUCGUUCCUGAUGCCGGUGGUGGUGAGGCCGUCGGUGGGGGUGUGCGGGACCUACAUCGCCCUGGGCUCCUCGAACGCUGACCGUGCCGCCAGCGGCAUCGCUCAGGUGUUGAUCAAUGUCUUGUCAUCACGCAAAAACAUGAGUGACAGUGUGUCCUACGGGAGACUCCAUCCCCUCAUCCAGAACAACACCCUCCUGGUGGACUCGCUCUUCCUGCCAGCGGAUGUGGCGUCUCUGACCCAGAAGGGCCACGCGGUGCAGAAGGUGGACAUCAUCUCGCUGGUGGAGGGAACCCGCAGGACCAACGACCUGAUCAUCGGCGUCAAGGACCCGCGCAGCAGCGAUGCCUCCGCGCUGUCCAUGCCCUAAACACACACACACACACACACGGGAGCUUGUAGAUAGACAUAGGAUUGUACUGUCAUACUGGUUGUGCAUUAAAUAAGCGAGUUAUGAAGACAGCGAGUUAACACUACUGCUGAUGAUGGAAAUGAGCCACACACACACACAGAGUUUGCAUGCGCACACGAUCACGAUGACCAACUGUGAAAGGCAGUAAGAAAUGUGCAGUGUUUUUUCAUCAUUUACCUGUAUAUUUCCAGAACUGCUGGCAUGUUAUCCUGACUCCGCUUAUCCUCACACACACAGUGCCUGUAAGACUUCUGGACAUAACCACUUAUUAUUUAUUGAUAUUUUCUUCAUUGUGGAGUUAUAGUAAAGUCAUCAAAACUGUAAAAUAAAACAAAAGGGAGGCAUGGGAAUUAUGCAGUGGCCAGAAAGAUAGAGCUGCACGAUUCUGCCUAAAUAUUAUUAUUUGUUCACAAUUCUGAACUAAAUUUAUUAGAGGUUCUGACAAAAUGUUAACUGCUAUUUAAAUAUAUAUAUACUAUAUAUAUUUUGUAGUCAGUUUGACUGAAUGAUUCAUUAGGUGUUUUGGACUUAAUCUCAUCCACCGAUAGAUCUGCACCACCCAACGACUCACUCCAAGACUUCACUGAUUUCAUUACUGGAUGAAUAAGCGUUAUUAAAUCUGUUGAAUCAAUUAUUCAAAGACAAAUCGAUUUUUAACAGUCUCUUGUCGCCACCUACCGGUGUAAUGUGAUUGAUCACUAUCGUCAGUAGACAUCGUCGGUGUUUAUGCAUGCUAUAAACUUUAACCCCAGUAAUGCUGUGAUAAUUUGAAUUAUUUUAACACUGAGAUAAUGAAACUGGUUGAAAACACUGUUUGAGUUUCAUAUAACACGAUAACCGCUGUCUCUGGAUCGUACUAGUCAAAGGUUUAAUAUCACUGAUGAAUGUUGCCAUGUAGGACGUACAUCGUGUGUAGCUUAACUUUUAACAAUUAAUCGUGCAGCUCUACCUAAAAAAAAUAAAUGUAGAUAUUUAAGCGUAUUUCUUCCCAGACCAGUGAAUAACCCGUGUGGGAGAUCAUGUGUAAUCAUCCUGGAAGAAAUUUACAUCAUAACUAGCGUACAUAAAUUAUUUUAAGAAACAUUUUUGUUUGAGUGUGUCCAAACUUAACUUGUACAGUAAAUGUCAUUUUUUUGUUAUUAUCAUAUUAGCUCUUUGAGGACUGUGUGGGAUUAUGCCUUAUUAUGCGAAUGACUCGAGGGUUAGCGAAAGGAAAAUGGAGGGAUUUUUUUUCUCUAUAUCUCGCAGGAUCUAAGAAGUCUUCGUGAAGAAUUAGCUUCACAAAUGUGAGUAAAUGUUACAUAAAGGGGAUGAAAUGGGCUUUAUGCACAGCUGCACUACUUCCUGGACUUAAGCCAGCUCCUUGCUUCCUGUCUACCAUUAUUGGCCAAAUUCAUUAAUUCAGGUUUGUCUGAUUAUUGUUGCCGUGACUACUGAGGUCAGGCACACCUGAAUUAAUCAAUUUGGCCAAUAAUGGCAGACAGGAAACAAGGAGCUGGCUUAAGUUCAGGAAGUAGUGUAGCUGUGCAUAAAGCCCAUUAAAUCUGGCAUUCUUGCAAUGACAGAGGGGGUAAAUGCUACUGUAAAUGAAUGAUGUAUUAUAUAUUGAUUAUAGAGGGUUUGGUGGUAAAUGUAUAGUCUUAUUUUAUUAGCAAAGGAAAUUACCUAAGAGGCAAAUAAGAUUUUCCUACAGUUAUGUGUCAAUCUUUCACAUGCUAUUUAAUAUAUAUAUAUAUAUAUAUCCUGCCACAAUGGCUUCAACAGUUUUUCUUUUUAAAUUGUGGUUGUCCGUUUGCUGAUGUAGUUUUAACAAGUUGUCUCUUAAAUGUGAAAACGGUGAAAUUAAUGCCUUGAAUGUUUGCUGCACAUAUUUUCUGAGAGACAAUCAGUUAUCAUUUAUGUGUUUUUCUCCCAAAUGAACAACUGCACUGUAGCAUCAAUGUCGUGUGUAGUUUACAAUGAGAUGAUGAAGAAUAAAUAUUUAUGUGUAGUUUCGUUACAUUA
Messenger RNA from Pimephales promelas (fathead minnow), 4220 nucleotides. It is a transcript of the gene ggt7, whose product is annotated as gamma-glutamyltransferase 7. Gene Ontology annotation, molecular function: glutathione gamma-glutamate hydrolase. NCBI's taxonomy places the organism in Eukaryota, Metazoa, Chordata, Actinopteri, Cypriniformes, Leuciscidae. The record is from RefSeq and is a predicted model, not a curated record. Gene Ontology annotation, biological process: glutathione catabolic process. Gene Ontology annotation, cellular component: plasma membrane.